AAAACCAAACAAAAAAAAACUUCUUGUCAGAUUGACUUGGACUUGGAACAUCGUGACAAUUUUCUUAGUUUUAUCAUAAAUAUGGAAGAUCUGAAGAAUGUGUAUAUUAGCCCUUUGCCGGACUCACCAUAUGUAAAGCCAUUUCGCUUUAACUACACACAAAAUGGGAAGGAGAAAACCUGGGACCUGCUGGAAGUUCAUGAUAGCGUUGCGAUCGUAGUCUUCAAUAUUAGUAGGAGGGUGAUGGUUUUUGUCAAACAAUUUCGACCUGCGAUUUACUACAAUUGCAUCAGCCCUGAAGAUAGAAAGAAGACUACAAUAGACACGACUAAGUAUCCAGCAUCUCUGGGGCUAGCACUUGAGAUGUGUGCUGGUAUCAUUGACAAGAAGAAAACUGUAGAGGAAAUAGCAAAAGAGGAAGUUCUGGAAGAAUGUGGAUAUGAUGUACCAUUAGAAAAAUUGCAUAGAAUUACUUCAUACAGGUCUGGUGUCGGUGUACAAGGAGCACUGCAGACAUUCUUCUAUUGUGAAGUAACAGAUGAUAUGAAGACUGAGAAAGGUGGUGGUGUUGAUGAUGAACUGAUAGAAGUGAUAGAGAAGACAAUUCCUGAGAUAGAGGAGAUGGUACAGUCCCCUGGACCCAUCGCCAGCCCACCCAGCUGUCUAUUUGCCCUCAUGUGGUUCCUACACUAUAAGGCAGAGAAAUUUAUUAAAUCUUUUGCUGGUCACUGUACUGAAUGCAAGAUUGGCCUUUUAGCUUCGAAAAACCAGUGACUACAAGAUUGAAUUAGUUCAAGAUGUGUUUUUGUCGAGCAUUUUAUUACUAUGUUAAAAACAGUAAUUUAUU
Papilio polytes (common Mormon) is the source of this 847-nucleotide messenger RNA. Its product is annotated as uridine diphosphate glucose pyrophosphatase-like. The transcript has 6 exons. Gene Ontology annotation, molecular function: metal ion binding; UDP-sugar diphosphatase activity. The coding region runs from base 82 to 774 and encodes 230 amino acids. The record is from RefSeq and is a predicted model, not a curated record. Lineage: Eukaryota; Metazoa; Arthropoda; Insecta; Lepidoptera; Papilionidae. Gene Ontology annotation, biological process: ribose phosphate metabolic process; nucleoside phosphate metabolic process.